AUGAGUUGUGUUCAACGUUCAACCUUCUUCCUAAAGGGAUCUGACGAAGCAGGCAGCGGCGAUCUUGGAGAUGACGAUGAAGAGGAUGAUGAAUGCAAAAAGCUCGAGAAGUUACUGUCUAGUGGUGAUGCUGAGGGUGAGGGGGGAUUAGAUACCUCCGGCGAUAAAUCCGAAGAAGACUUGGAUGCAGAGGGUGACCCAUCUGGCGAUGAAUCGCGAGUCAGCAAGACGGACGAUGGUGUUCACAGGCCCCCCAAACAAGAUCCGUUUAUGGAAGGUCCCUGUCCCAUCCCAGAUCGCGGCGAGCCACUCCCCCCCGCAGACCCCCCAGUUACCCUGGGGAAGAAAGAAGCGGAGAAAAGAAUCAACGAGAUGAAGGGGGUGCUCUCCUGGAUUGCCGCAGGAAAAAGGGCACGUAGUAACGCAGGCGCCAAAGGGCGCACCCUCCCCAGCCUGCUGCGUCAGGCAUUCUAUUGCCGUCAGAAGAACAAAAGGGCGAAGUUUGAACCGGGUACUCCCAAAAAACGUAUUGAGAAGUUCAGAAAGCUUGUCCUUGAAAUGGAGAAGCUUCUCUAUGCGCAUUAUGGAGUUGGCAGCCCGUCUGAGGCCGAAGAGGAACGUGAAGAGGAAGGUGAAUCAUCGGAAGAUAAACAACCGGGUGCUGUCGGUGGUGAGGCCAAAGAAGGCUUGGAGGCAGAAGGUGACCUCUCUGACGAUGAAUCGCGGGUCGACAAGAUGGACGAUGGUUUUCACAGAUCCCCCACACCAGAUCCGUUUUUGCAGGGUCCUGAUCCCAUCCCAGAUCGCGGCCAGCCACUCCCCCCCGCAGACGCCCCAGUUACCCUGGGGAAGAAAGAAGCGGAGGACAGAGCCAGCGAAAUGCAGGAGGUGACCGAGUUGGUUGCCGCGGGUACGGCAGCAGGUAGUAACGAAGGCGCCAAAGGGCGAACCCUUCCCGGCCUGCUGCGUCAGGCAUUCCAUUGCCGUCAGAAAAACAAAAAUUCAGAUUUCGGAGAGGAUGUUCCUCAAGAACUCGUUGACAAGUUCAAAGAGCUUGUGGAGAAAAUGGAGAAGCUUCUCUAUGAUCACUAUGGAGUUGGCAGCCCGCCUGGGGAAGAGUAA
This is a messenger RNA of Eimeria mitis, 1122 nucleotides long. RefSeq lists its product as uncharacterized. Lineage: Eukaryota; Apicomplexa; Conoidasida; Eucoccidiorida; Eimeriidae. Bases 1 to 1122 code for a protein of 373 amino acids. The transcript has 3 exons. The record is from RefSeq and is a predicted model, not a curated record.